CGCGCAAAAGACGUGUUAGCAAUAAGUUUGGGGACCAGCAGAUUCCGGGCAGCUUUCUGGGAGGAUAUUGGGUUACAGACUUACAGAUGAUCGCCUUGCAGAGGGCCCACUGCAACUGUUGUCGCUGAAGACAAGAAGACUCUGCUAUGUGAGCCAGCAUGUGCGCUAAUUGUGCCUAUGCUGCUUUAUACCAACAGGUUUGGUGCCGGUUCACCAAACGAUUUGUGCUGGUUCUCAAAAAGGUUUGCAGCUUAUGCCUGUUUGUCCUCCGGCACGUGCGAAAAUUCGAGGAUCUCUGGGCUCGGUUGCAGGGGUGGCUGGGCUGAGAGGAUGAACUUUAUGCGAGUUAUGUGCGCCACACCCAAGGAAAACCAUUCUAUCCCGCUCAAGAAAAUCCUCAAGAAGCACAACCGCUUCAUGCCUCAGGAGUAUCAGGCGUUCAGAGUUUUCCCUGAUGGUCCCAUCACACGUAUUGAGGUCUCGACAGACGAGGAGACCGGACUCCAUACCGUCUUCUGGGAGGACAUCGAGUUUCAGUUCCCAGGUAUCCACUGUGUCAUGCACGGCGAUAUAGCCAUCUCGCUCGCUCGGGACGCGAAAAAGAGAAGGAUUGAGCCUAAGUGCAUAAAAUACCAUCCAGAGGUCAUUCUGGAUGUCAUCUUGGUGAACGACGCAGGAUUGGGAUUCGCUCGGCAGCGGUCGACCGACGACUCUGUGAGCUCACUCUUGGUACGCUCCCCUCCACAAGAUGAUAGCAGCAGCAUCGGUGGCGACAGCGUUCACAGCCCCGUCGAGCAGGACGGUGCCUUGUCCCAGUCAUUCAGCAGCUUGUCCGUCAACAGUGCAUAUCAGCUCAUCGAUAAUGGCGAACAGCAGCAACAGCAGCAGCAGUUUACUAGCACUUUGGCAAUGAUAUCGACGAAUCUUUCCAGGACGCCUAGCACAUCAAGAGUCCCCAGGAGUCCUGGGGGAAUGUUACCUAGUACCCCAGAGACAACGCCGUCAACGGACCCAUUCAUACCUCGUAUUCAGACAACGCUUCAGACAUCGGCCCAUUUGUUUAGCCAUUUUGAACAGUCCAUCAAGUCGGGACAGCUGCACCAGGCCGAAUCGAUCAAGGAGGAGAUCCGGACGGCGUUUAUGAAUCUCCAGGCAGAAAUGGCGCGGAACCAGGAGCUUCAGAUGCUUAUGCUGGAGCUGCAGCAGACCGCAGCAGAGAUGCAGCAAAAGAUGCUGCGGAUGCAACAGCAGGCGCUAGAUCGACUCGCCGUUAUCCAAAAUCGGGUGCAGGCGGUACUGACACAGACGUACGAGUUGCAUGAGUACCCAAUUCCGAGGCUGUUUAUUGUUUUGCCAGGGGAGACGCAGCGAAGGGACAUAGUCCUGAGUCCGUUCACGAGUCGAUUCAGGUUGUACUUUCUGUGCGAGUGCGGAGAGCACACGAAACAGCAUCAGCCGAUGCCGAUGCACCUACAGGAUCAUGCGGCGAUGCCGUGGAGCACCGAGAGUAGCACGAGCGUCGAUAGCGGUGCGAGCGGACGUUUAGCGGUGGACAGUGGUUCUAGGGUGGCGACACAGCAUAUUCAUAUUGCGAAGCAUGAAGGAUACGAUCUCGAUCGACCGAACGAGUUCUUCCGGAAGUAUGGAUCCCAUAUCUUGACGCUGCUACAGAUGCUCAAGUACGGAGUCGUGAUUGCAGGGUUCGUAGUCCCACCGCUGGCACACCUGAGAUUCAUGGACGGGAUUGAUAAGGUCCAGGACGGCUUGAUGCUUGCGGAAAACAGUUUAGAGCCCAAAGUGGACUAUGCGAUCCAGUAUCUGGAAUCACUCGCCUACCUACCAGCGGACAAUAUCGAUAAUAUCGACAGAAACAUGGUCGACGGUCAGAAUCCGGCCCAUGAGCUCGAAGCCCUCGAGGGUGCCGAUUUGCGUCAUCUAAGCAAGUUCUUGAAGAACAAGGAUGAGGGUAAGGUGUUGGGAAACCUGUACAGGACCGUGACGAGUGAAGGUCGUGUCAAGUGGGUCUGUAUCGAUCAUUACCGCGAGAACUAUCGGGACUCGGCUAUCAGGCAGUUCAAGGACGUUGUGGCGGUCAAUGGCGGCAGUUUCGAGGAAGAGACAGGAAAGGUGGCGGCCCGACUCUCGUCCAGUAUGGUUGCUAGGCAGUUUUACGAUGCAUUGGAGCGUGCAAAGUUCAUUCAGGAGUUGUUUCUUGUUCUGGAUUGGGAGGCGACACUCGAGGACUUGAGGCUCUUGCGGGACAUAGUCAGGAAGACGAACGUGGUUAGCCUCAAUCUCGACUUUUGUAAUACACAGGGUCCGACGCGGGAUGUCUUUAGCCGGAGCAGGCGAUAUGACCCGAUCUUGCAGAUGAUGGCCAACACGAAGCUGCAGUCGUUUUAUUUGGUGCGCUGCGACGGGUUCUGGAGUCGGCUGACCAAGACGGUAGCCUCAGCAACGACGUCCAUGCCCUCGGCGAUCCAGCUCCGGAUACUGUCUGUCCAGGGCGCGGUCGAGAAUCGGAAGAUGGAACUGAACCGGAUCGAGGAGGUCUUAGGUCAUUGUUCACAGCUGACCUGUCUAAAACUCCAAUGCUUGGAUGUGGACGCGACGUUUGCGGUGGUCAGGAACACGACGGGGGGGUUCAGGAACCUUCAGACCUUGGAGCUAAGCGCGUGCGAGGAAAAGCAUCGUCAGGAGCAAGUCGAUAUUACGAUCCAACAGCCUCAGGCGGAGAUCAUGUCCAUGACGAUCAUGACUAACAAGAAACCGUAUACCCAGUUGGUCUUCUCGGGAUAUGUUCGGAGACUGGUCCUGUACGACCAAUUAAAUCUAACGGCCGAUCAACCUGUCUUAGAGAGGAUCAUUCAAGAGAACAAGCAGCUGGUUGAACUCGGAGUGCGGUGCCUGGACAGCGAGGUCGUGGCGGUCUUUGAGACGAUUCAGGCGUGCUGUAGGGGUAACCAAUCCUUAAAGCGAGUCGAAGUACAGGACACAGAGGGAGGGGACAAAGUCUUGUCGGCGAAUAUGCACGAUCCGAGGGCGACUCAACUGAAGCUGCGCGCGCCUGACUCUACGGCGCGGGAGGGGAUCUUGAAGGCGUUUGGAUGGGCGCUGAAGAAGGUUCCGCCGGGUUUGCGGUUCACAUCUGGGCUGCUACAUGGACUCGAAAGUGCGAUGAGGCGCAGGGGAUCGACACUAGAGAAGCUGCAUGUAGAUAUCACGAUGCUGGACGAGGAGUCGUUGGAUCUGCUGACAAAAGUGAUUUAGCUCUCACAGGCGACGCUCAUUAAGCUGUAUAUAAUCGUCUGCGCAGACCAGCAGCAUUACCGGAACAUGGCAACAGCGGCGUUGGCGAAGUUUAUCAUACAAGUCAGUCCUCAGAUCACUCAUCUGCAGCUGCAGGUGCACGGACUAUCGACGAUCCUGUUCGCUCUCACGACUGCUGCGUCUGCGGCUCAACAGGCAACGGCAUCAUCGUU
Molecule: messenger RNA, 3482 nt
Organism: Gamsiella multidivaricata
Lineage: Eukaryota; Fungi; Mortierellomycota; Mortierellomycetes; Mortierellales; Mortierellaceae
Exons: 3
Coding region: 178-3270 (1030 amino acids)
Source: RefSeq, a predicted model, not a curated record